Messenger RNA from Capronia epimyces CBS 606.96, 1536 nucleotides. RefSeq lists its product as uncharacterized. The transcript has 2 exons. NCBI's taxonomy places the organism in Eukaryota, Fungi, Ascomycota, Eurotiomycetes, Chaetothyriales, Herpotrichiellaceae. Gene Ontology annotation, biological process: regulation of transcription by RNA polymerase II; DNA-templated transcription. The coding region runs from base 1 to 1536 and encodes 511 amino acids. Gene Ontology annotation, molecular function: DNA-binding transcription activator activity, RNA polymerase II-specific; zinc ion binding; RNA polymerase II cis-regulatory region sequence-specific DNA binding. The record is from RefSeq and is a predicted model, not a curated record. Gene Ontology annotation, cellular component: nucleus.
AUGGCUGAUCAAAUGGUACGCUUGUACCUCACUCGCUUUGAGUCUGUGUUUCGCAUCUUACACAUUCCGUCCUUCUGGAAUGAAUAUGAGAGAUAUUGGAGCGACCCUACCGAAGCUGAAACUGUCCUUCAACUCAAGAUCCAGCUCGUUACAGCCAUUGGGACUAGUAUCAUCCGCCAAGAUACCGUGGACACAACAGAUAUCUACUCAACCGCGCGUCAAGGGUUAUACGCCACGCAGGAAUGGCUGUCUGGACCCAUGAAAAAGAAUCGGAUCAGCAUCGAUAGCCUGCAGGUGCAGUGUCUGCUCAUCCUGGCUCGGCAGGCUCUUGCCGCCGGUGGAGAUAUUGUCUGGAUAUCCAUGGGGACCGUGGUUCGGACCGCCAUGCAAAUGGGUCUACACCGUGACCCGAAGCAUUUCACGAGGAUGGGUAUUCUUCAAGGCGAGAUCCGUCGAAGACUCUGGGCCACCAUCUUAGAGCUGAAUGUCCAAGCCGCCUUAGAUGCCGGAGUGCCGCCUACCCUAUCAUUCGACGACUUCGACACCGAAGCCCCUUCCAACGUCAAUGACCAGGACAUGGAUGAGCAGACCAAGGCACUCCAGGAGCAUCCCCCAACAGCCGCAACGGACUCGUCCCUUCAGCGUUUCUUAUUUCGAUCGCUCCGCCCAAGACUGGAGGUCGCCCGUCGCAUGAACGGCCUAACCUCCCGCCCUUCAGAAAUGUCAAUGUCGUACAACGAACUCAUCGCUCUAACCGCCUCACUCACCAGCACCUGCCGGAGCUGCGACGCCCAUAUCCCCCGAACUCACAGCGCCAGCUCCGACAUGGCCUCCUUCCACCAUAACCUUGCAGACCUCCUUCUCCGGCGCUUUAUCCUUCAUCUUCAUCGCCCUCUUGCCGGCCGAGCCCGAACGGAUCCGAGAUAUUAUUUCUCCAGAAAGACGAGCCUCGACGCCGCCCUGGCCAUUCUCUCCCCGAUUCCCAAGAAUGCCGAGUUCGCGCAUCUCGUGCUACUCGGGGCCGGCAUAUUCAAACAUCGCAUGAUCCACGCGUCCCUGGCCGUGGCGUCGGAGUUACUCAUGGAAGUUGAAGAGCACCGGCCGGUGGGGUUCCACUCACCCUCGCAGGAACCCUCUGGAUAUAGAAAGAUGUUGAUGGAAGCGUUGAGGGAGGCGCUUCGCCAGGCUGCCGAACGCAUUCGACUUGGAGAGACGAAUGUCAAGCUACAUAUGAAGUUGCGGAUGGCUCUGCGGCAGACAGAGGUGGCAGGCGAGAAUUCUUCGUCCCUGCAGCAGCUGGCCGAAAGCGCCAAGGAGAGCCUGGAGACUUCCUAUGCUAUGAUCCAAGAGCGGGCAACUUCUGAAGGGGUCGAGAUCAAUAACGAGUCUGGACGAGACCGCGGCAUGUCGGCGGACUUUGAUCUAGAUGACUUUGAUCCAGAGAGCUUCACCCUUGGCUCCAACUUCAACUUCAACUUGGAUGACCUCUUCUUCCUGCCCGCAGAGUUUGACAUGGAUGGCGUAGCGGCGCCCUAG